AUGGCAAUGAUACAAGUUGAAGCACACAAGACCAAGGAAGAUCUAUCAAAGUUCGUGGAGGAAGGAAUAUCGCGUCGGUUGCAAAUCGAUGGUGCAUCCAAGGAGUUGAAGAGCUAUAUCCAAUCAAGCAUCGAGGAUAAGGCAAAAGGCAUGUUCUUGUGGGCGAAUCUCAUGCUGGAGAUCCUGAAGUGGCAAACAACCGAGAACGACAUACGCGACAGUCUCGAUACUGCGCCAACGGGGAUUGACGAUAUGAUCACCGAAAUGUUGAAGGUAUACAGCUCCAUGCUAAAGGGAAGAGAAGCCGAGGAAUUUAAUACAAUAUUAGCGUGGCUAUCCUGUGCCUCCCGACCACUGACUCUUGCGGAAAUCGAUGCCGCACUGAGGCGACUGUCACCAUCUGCAAGCCCCGUACUCUCUCUUGAGAACAAGAUUCGCAACACCUACGCUACACUUAUCAUGCUUGUUCGGGACGAUGGACAGUCCACGGCGUCGAUACACGCUCAGGUAGCGGACAUGUCGCUCAAUUCGAUACCAGAAACAACAGCAGUGGCAUUUUCUCAUGCGUCUAUAAUGGAAUACUUUAAGAGGGGGGCAGGAAAGUUUGCCAAGCGAAGGACAUCAACUCCCCUCGGAGUAGCAAAGAAAGAAGCAGAGUUUGAAAUGCUUCAAACAUGUCUAGAGAUCUUUGUAGAACCCGGCUCUGGUACAUGGUCACAAAGCUCCCAGGUUUUGACACCAUAUGUUAAAGAUUCGUGGAUUGACCAUAUCCGAGGUGUUCUAGAUGCAGUUGACACUGCCGAUUCUACCGAAAAGAGAUCAAUCCUUACCAGCUUAGGGGGCGAAAAGACCGCAAAUCUCAUCUUCGAAUUUCUCAAUGAUGAGACCAUUGUCAGUAAGUGGUCACAUAGUGUACCUUGGUCAAUCUUCACGGAUGUCAACGCGGUUUCUAUUGUGAAGUGCGUCGGCAUGGUCAUCAAAGACGACCGGGCCAACUUUCCCCAUCAAGUACUUCAAUGGUACUCAAGUGUUAUCGAGCACCCGCAGAGAAUAUUCCAUAUAGUGGCGAAGAUCCACGCUAUGGAAAGUCUACAUGGCGACUGGUUUCCCCUGGAGUCGCUCAGUGUCGUUGCCCAGAUAAGAGCUCUGGUAGAGGGAGACGAUACCCUCGAAACUCUAUCAGGCGACGGCAAAUUAUCUUUGGACACCAUUUCGAAGGCGAUCCAUUAUAUUCCGGUUGAGCCGGACGCUAGAUGGCACCGGAAUGUAGCUAUUUGCUACCGGAGGUCUGGACAUACCAAACAAGCUAUAGAACACUACGAACAUGCUCUAAGUUUGAACCAUGAGCUAGUGGAAGCUCGCGACGGUCUAGCACUUACCUAUCAGGUGCGGGGAUAUUACACAAAAGCUAUCGACCUCGAGCUCAUUAAUACCACCAUCCUGCGCAACAGAAUGGGUAUGAAGACCCAGGCUUCUCAUAAUGCUGCGAACACUCGGGAGCAGCUGUCCUUCUCUUACGAAAUCAUUGCCAACAGUUAUCGACUUGCGAAGGACGAGACAGCGGCUCUAAAGUAUUGGCGUGAAGCUGUAGAAGCAGGGGCAAUUAGUGACGAGAAAAUUCGCGAAUAUCUUGCAGCACUGGCAAAGUCGACCCAUAGCUCACGAUGGGAAGAGGUCAUCAAAUUACUACGCCUGCUAGACAGUAGCAUCGAUUCCGGGGGCCAGAAUCGUUUGACAAAGUACAUACACCGGAAAAUGUGGCCCAACGAAGUUCCUCCCAAUUUCUUCUAUAUGGCAGCGACAGCUGCGAAAGAGACAGACUGCUUAUCCUGGCUCAUCACAGCAUACGGUUCCGCCAUUCGCGAUGCGUCGACAAAAAGCCACAUGGGGAUUCUUUUUCUGAAGCUGGGAUUGGCCAAGCUGCUGGCAACAUACCAGCACGAUUAUCAGGCGGCUGAGCCACUCAUCGAGGAGAUUGGCGGCGUGGCCAGUAUUCCACAUGAACCCCGCAUUCCCGGUCUCGAAGACUGCAAACGAGAGGUUGCACGGGACUAUUGUCAAAUAGCCAUACGCAAAAUGUUGAAAGCUCAAGAGUGUGAAACAGACACAGGCGCUUACGUGCGCAAGGUCAGCGAUAUGAUAGACUCAGGUAUUACGCCGGAGGAUUUGACAGAAAGAAUAAGAUUCUGA
Molecule: messenger RNA, 2190 nt
Organism: Parastagonospora nodorum SN15
Lineage: Eukaryota; Fungi; Ascomycota; Dothideomycetes; Pleosporales; Phaeosphaeriaceae
Exons: 1
Coding region: 1-2190 (729 amino acids)
Molecular function (GO): protein binding
Source: RefSeq, a predicted model, not a curated record